Leishmania braziliensis MHOM/BR/75/M2904 is the source of this 588-nucleotide messenger RNA. RefSeq names its product trafficking protein particle complex subunit-like protein. The transcript has a single exon. The record is from RefSeq and is a predicted model, not a curated record. NCBI's taxonomy places the organism in Eukaryota, Euglenozoa, Kinetoplastea, Trypanosomatida, Trypanosomatidae. Gene Ontology annotation, cellular component: cis-Golgi network membrane; cytosol; TRAPP complex. Bases 1 to 588 code for a protein of 195 amino acids. Gene Ontology annotation, biological process: intra-Golgi vesicle-mediated transport; endoplasmic reticulum to Golgi vesicle-mediated transport.
AUGUCAUCUGCCCGCACGUCCACCUCUGCCGCACAGCUGGGUGAUGCCGCCUUCGACAACAAUGUGAAGGUGAGCGCGGAGUUUUUAGCCCUCACGUAUGGUGCUCUUGUCCAGCAGCUGGUCGAGGAGCUCAUGCAGGAGGACGAUGUUGAGCAGGUGAAUCAGCAGCUCUACAACAUGGGCCACCGAAUCGGCGCUCGAUUAAUCGAGGAGUACAGCGUGCGCAGUGGUGCUGCUCCCUGCCGCACCUUUAGCCAAGCGGCAGAGGGCGUCGCUCUAGUUGGACUCCGCAUGUUUCUUGGCGUGAAUGCCAGCGUAACACAGGUGAAGGACACAUCCGACACGUUUGCCAUUAGCUUCCAUGAUAACCCGCUUGCCCUAUUCGUGGAGCUGCCGGACGGACCGCUGCGAAACUGCCUGUGGUAUUCAAACGUUCUCUGCGGCGUCAUUACCGGCGCGCUGAGUCUUGUCGGGCUGCAGACAGAAGCCCGCUUCUCACGUGACAAGCUGCGCGGCGACUCCAAGAACGAAAUCAUCCUUCACUUCAAGGGGCGGGAACGGGAGACGUUCCAGGUGGAGAGAAAUUAG